GUUUAUUAUGUUAAAAAUGUUCAAGCAAUUUUUAUUUAUGUUAAUUGUGAAGACAGCAUGUUGUCAGGAAAAUGUGCUUGACGUUGCAAAGAAAUUGGGAGCGAACCAGCUUGUGAAAUUACUUCAAGAUGCUGAAUUAAGUAGUGUUUUAAAGGGAAAAGGUCCAUUUACACUUUUUGCUCCUACGGACAAAGGUUUUAGUGCGCUUCCGGCUGACGUUUUAGACAAGUUGUCAAAAGACAAGACACUCCUAAAACAGGUUCUGUCCUAUCAUGCAGCAAGCGGGGUCAAACUUUCGUCAGACCUGAAAAAUGAUCAGUUACUCGAGACUCUAGACAACUCACAAAAAAUCAGAAUCAACGUAUACGACGGAAAAGUGUUUGCCACGGGAUCUCAAGUCAUCUUACCUGAUACAAAUGCUUCCAACGGUGUAGUUCAUAUGCUGAACAAAGUUAUUUACCCAGUCCCUACUGAGAAUGUGGUGGCACUAGCAUCAAAAACUCCGGAGCUGAGCACCUUAGUAUAUGCCGUCAUUCGUGGAAAACUGCAGAAAACAUUAACCGAGGGACCAUUUACUGUAUUCGCGCCAAAUAAUGCCGCGUUCCAGAAACUUCCUCCAGGAAAAUUAAGUGAUUUGCUGAGCAAUGAGACAGCUCUUGUAGAUCUCCUUACAUACCACGUGGUCUCAGGAACGUUUUACAGUUCUGGUCUAAAAGACGGAAUGGAAGUUCCCACGGUUGAGAAAUCGGAAGUCAGGAUCAGUGUUAAUGGAGAUACGGUUAAAGUGAAUGAUGCAACAGUCGUACAGGCUGACAUUAGCGUCACAAACGGUGUGAUCCACGUCAUUGAUACUGUGCUCAUGUUGCCAUCCUGAAAUACUACCAUCUUGUGAAGU
Saccostrea echinata is the source of this 895-nucleotide messenger RNA. Its product is annotated as transforming growth factor-beta-induced protein ig-h3-like. Gene Ontology annotation, biological process: cell adhesion; extracellular matrix organization. Gene Ontology annotation, molecular function: cell adhesion molecule binding. Bases 8 to 874 code for a protein of 288 amino acids. The transcript is spliced from 6 exons. Gene Ontology annotation, cellular component: extracellular matrix. NCBI's taxonomy places the organism in Eukaryota, Metazoa, Mollusca, Bivalvia, Ostreida, Ostreidae. The record is from RefSeq and is a predicted model, not a curated record.